UCUUGAGCAAGGACAUCCAGUGCAGAGACAUCAUGGUAAAGCUGAAGCUGCCAAAUCCUGGCUUGGAUUGGAGAAUACCUUCCCUAAAUGAACUGGAAACCAUUGAGGCUACAGAAGCAGACUCAAGACCCAAAUGGGAUAAUAAGGCACAAUAUAUGCUCACCUGUAUAGGAUUUUGUGUAGGCCUGGGCAAUGUAUGGCGAUUCCCUUAUCUCUGCCAGAGCCAUGGAGGAGGAGCUUUUAUGAUCCCGUUCCUCAUUCUCCUUGUCCUGGAAGGUAUCCCGUUGCUCCACCUCGAAUUUGCCAUUGGACAAAGACUCAGAAAAGGCAGUGUGGGAGUCUGGAGUUCUAUCCAUCCUGCCUUGAAGGGAGUUGGUAUUGCAGCAAUGUUUGUCUCCUUCCUUGUUGGUUUAUACUACAAUACGAUUAUUGCCUGGGUGAUGUGGUAUUUCUUCAACUCUUUCCAAGACCCGCUGCCCUGGAGUGAAUGUCCACUUAAUGACAACCGAACAGGUUUCGAACCAGAAUGUGGCGACAGCUCAGCUGUUGAUUACUUUUGGUACAGGAAGACAUUAAACAUCUCUACCUCUAUAGAUGAUUCCGGAACUGUGCAGUGGUGGCUUCUCUUGUGCUUAACCUGUGCUUGGGGAGUGCUGUAUGUGUGCACAAUUAGAGGCAUUGAAACAACGGGAAAGGCAGUGUAUGUAACAUCAACACUUCCUUAUGUUGUGCUUACCAUUUUCCUGAUCCGUGGCUUGACUCUCAAAGGAUCUGUCAGUGGAAUUGUAUAUCUCUUCACGCCUAAUGUUACUGAAUUGGCUAACCCUGUCACUUGGCUAGAUGCUGGAGCACAAGUAUUCUAUUCCUUUUCCCUUGCUUUUGGAGGCCUCAUCUCAUUCUCUAGUUACAACUCAGUUCACAACAACUGUGAGAAGGACGCUGUGAUUAUCUCAUUGAUAAAUGGUUUCACAUCCGUUUAUUCAGCCACGGUCAUAUACUCUAUCAUUGGAUUCAGAGCAACAGCGAGAUACGACGAUUGCUUUAGCCAAAAUAUCCUCACUCUGACCAAUGCAUUUGAUUUGCCAGAAGGUAACAUAACCCAGGACAACUUCAAGGACAUGCAAACUUGGUACAAUGCAACAUAUCCAGCAACCUUUGCAACCCUUCCAUUUAAAAGCUGUGACUUGGAAACAUUUUUAUCUGAAGGUGUUGAAGGAACUGGAUUAGCAUUUAUUGUCUUCACUGAGGCCAUCACCAAAAUGCCCGUUGGGCCACUGUGGUCCAUUCUCUUCUUUAUCAUGCUGUUCUGCUUGGGUUUAUCAUCGAUGUUUGGGAAUAUGGAAGGUGUUAUGGUACCUCUGCAGGAUCUGCAAAUUAUACCCAAAAAGUGGCCCAAGGAACUUCUUACAGGUCUGAUUUGUCUGGGGUCUUACUUGAUUGCCAUUAUUUUUGUGCUGCGGUCUGGAAAUUACUGGCUGGCUCUAUUUGAUGGUUUUGCUGGAUCCAUUCCCUUGUUGAUAAUUGCUUUCUGUGAGAUGUUUUCAGUAGUCUACAUCUAUGGCAUAGACAGAUUCAACGAAGAUAUUAAAUUCAUGAUUGGGCACAAACCCAAUAUUUUCUGGCAGGCCACUUGGAGAGUGAUCAGCCCCCUCAUCAUGCUAGUUAUCUUCUUGUUUUACUUUGUGGUGAAAGUGAGAGAAAAAUUACUAUACAUCACCUGGGACCCUAAUUAUGAUGACUUCCCCAAAUCAAAAUCAGUAGAGUAUCCAGGCUGGAUUUAUGCCAUCAUUGUAAUCCUUGCCGGGGUCCCCAGCCUGGUUAUCCCUGGCUUUGCCAUCUACAAAGGCAUCCAAAGCUAUUGUGGAAAGAGAGAAGAUCCUGGCCGUCGAGAUCUGGUCAAUGCCAUAUCAGAAGCUUCAAUAAAUGGGGAGCUGAGGAAUAAAGUGUAA
Elgaria multicarinata webbii is the source of this 1949-nucleotide messenger RNA. RefSeq names its product sodium-dependent neutral amino acid transporter B(0)AT1-like. Lineage: Eukaryota; Metazoa; Chordata; Lepidosauria; Squamata; Anguidae. The coding region runs from base 33 to 1949 and encodes 638 amino acids. Gene Ontology annotation, biological process: sodium ion transmembrane transport. Gene Ontology annotation, cellular component: plasma membrane. The transcript has 12 exons. The record is from RefSeq and is a predicted model, not a curated record.